This is a messenger RNA of Cynara cardunculus var. scolymus (artichoke), 2057 nucleotides long. RefSeq names its product serine/threonine-protein kinase GRIK2-like. NCBI's taxonomy places the organism in Eukaryota, Viridiplantae, Streptophyta, Magnoliopsida, Asterales, Asteraceae. Gene Ontology annotation, biological process: intracellular signal transduction; protein phosphorylation. The transcript has 13 exons. The record is from RefSeq and is a predicted model, not a curated record. Gene Ontology annotation, molecular function: protein serine/threonine kinase activity; ATP binding. Bases 509 to 1744 code for a protein of 411 amino acids. Gene Ontology annotation, cellular component: cytoplasm.
UCCUCACUUUUUAUCUGUCACAUGCUUGUGUUUCCCAUGGCAAGAUAGAUUGCAACUUGCAGGUAGAAAUUAUUGGUUCUGAUUCAAAUAGAUCAACUGAUGAAUCAAAUUCUCAUAUAAUCCAUAGCUCAAUUCCGUAUUUAACUGGAUCCGCAAUCAUUGACCCCUCUUUACUUGCCCUAAUUUUGAUUUAUCAAGGUAAUUGGUUCGUAGUCUUAACUUUAUUAUCGCGUGAUUAACUAUGUUUCAAUUAAACUUCAGGAAAAAGGAACGUUUCGGUGGAGUCAGGCCUGCAAAUUCGGUGUUGGCUGCUUUUGAGAAAAACUGGAAGAGUCGAUCUUAAGAGAUGUUGCUGGCUUUGAUUCGUAAUGGGGUUUAUUUCAUCAACUGUUUCUUUCAUUUUGCUGAAUGGCAUCCCUUGGAGUUCAGCCGAAUAGCAGAUUAGUUAGGGCUUGAUUGCCUCCUUCCUCUAAUUUAAUAGAGAUACUCGGGUGCAAGCGUGAAAGACAUGGGCUGUUGUGGUUGUUUUGGGUUUUCCUUUGCGAAGAAGCACAAGAACUUGAAGCCAAGGGUACAGGGUGGAAAUCAUGUUUUGCAGGAGUCAUUGUUGAAUGAAGAGGUUGAGGAGGAUGAGGAGGAAGAAGAAGAUAAUAGCUCAUAUAGCGACAACAUGACAGAUACUGAAAGGGGAGAUCAUUCGGAGUUUAGAUACCCUGCCAAGAGCUCUGAAGAGAUUCUUAUGUACAGGACAGAAAAUGGAUUGAUUUGCAGGGAGUUCCCUGUUAAGGAAACCCACAGAGUUGUACGAUCAGAGGAUGAGAAUGGGAGCAAGAUGGUGAAUGAGUAUGUUCGUGAGUAUAAAAUUGGCUCGGGUAGCUAUGGAAAAGUGGUUCUUUACCGAAGCCAGGUUGACGGGAAACAUUAUGCAAUUAAGGCCUUUCACAAGUCUCAUUUAUUAAAGCUACGAGUUGCCCCAUCUGAGACAGCCAUGACUGAUGUUCUUCGUGAGGUCUUGAUCAUGAAAAUGUUAAAUCAUCCCAAUAUAGUGAAUCUUGUUGAGGUGAUUGAUGAUCCUAGCACAGAUCACUUUUACAUGGUACUUGAAUAUAUUGAAGGCAAGUGGGUCUUUGAGGGCGCUGGACCCCCAGGUGGCCUAGGAGAACAUGUUGCAAGGAGAUAUAUGCGUGAUAUAGUUUCUGGAUUGAUGUAUCUCCAUUCUCAUAAUAUUGUUCAUGGAGAUAUUAAACCCGAUAAUCUUCUGGUUACUGGUACUGGCACAGUGAAGAUUUGUGAUUUCAGUGUCAGCCAGGUUUUUGAGGAUGAAAAUGAUGAGCUUCGGCGCUCCCCUGGGACUCCUGUUUUCACUGCUCCCGAGUGUUGUUUAGGUAAAAAUUAUCAUGGCAAAACUGCGGAUACCUGGGCGGUUGGAGUUACCUUAUACUGUAUGAUAAUGGGUCAAUACCCAUUUCUUGGGGACACACUGCAAGAUACAUAUGAUAAGAUUGUUAAUAAUACCUUGUUUCUCCCUGAGGAUAUGAAUCCCCUCCUCAAGGACCUUAUUGAGGGGCUUCUCUGCAAAGAUCCUACAGAGCGGAUGACUCUAGAGGAAGUUGCGGUGCAUACAUGGAUGACGGGAGACGAUGAACCGUUCCCCCAAUUUACGUGCUGGUGCAAACGGAACAAGUUGCAGAGGGAAGGAUCUGAUAUUAUUAUUAUCAGCAAUUCAAUUACAAUCACAAACUAAGGUGGUGUUUGUUUUUAUUUAUUCAUUAUUGUACAGUAAAGAAAAAGGGGCAGAUAAUAAAAAAUAGUAUCUUAUCGAUAUUCACAUGUGAAUUGUUAAAGAAAAGUGGGUAGCGGUUGAUUGAUUGUUAGUAGAGUUGAAUGGUGUUUGAUACAUGUACUCCUCUUUUCCUUUCUGGAUCUGUGUCGGUCCAUCCAUAACCCUAUGAAGCACCAGUCUGCUAACAUUUUCAGAUCAACCAACUAAAUACUCCCCUUUUUUAAACAUUCAGGACAACUAUUUAAUGCUCUAAGCAUCUUCUUGUCUGCCUUCU